AUGGCCCCGGUGCUUAGUGCUUAUCUGCAAGUCACGGUGACGCUGGUUCUGCUUCUGUCUGUGCUCAGUCUGGCUGCUGGUGGGAAGCUGCUGGUGGUGCAUGUGGACGGGAGUCCUUGGUUCAGCAUGCGGGAAGUGUUGGAUGGUCUCAGGCAGAAGGGACACAAAAUAGUCGUCGUUGCACCUGAGAUAAAUUUAUACAUAAAAACAACGCAGGCUUACACGGUGAAAACAUACCCAGUGUCUUACACACUACAAGAUCUGGAUGAUGGCUUUCGUGAGUAUGUUGCUGCUCACCUGAGGGACCUGCCUUUCCCACUGAAUGCUCUAGCACUGUUCAACAGCUCACUGCCUGCUUUCCGGCUGUUCUUUGCUCAAUGCAAGGACCUGUUCAACAACAAGGAGAUCCUGCAGUACGUGAAUCAAAGCAACUUCGAUGCUGUCCUAACAGAUCCUGUUUUUAUGUGCGGAGCAACAGUUGCUAAUUAUGUAUCUCGUCCGUUUGUGUUCUUCAUGAGAGGAUUUCCUUGCAACUUACACUACAAAGCAUCGCAGUGCCCAAGCCCUCUGUCCUACACCCCGAGACUAUUCACCUCCAACUCGGAUCGUAUGACUUUUUUCCAGAGAGUGGAAAAUGCACUGGUUGCCCUCCUGGAGUUUUUCUACUGUGAAAGUUUCUAUGCAGAGGCGGUAAAGUUUUCCUCUGAAGUUCUUCAGCGAGAUGUAUCCCUGCUGGACCUCCUGAACUCCGCUUCCAUUUGGCUUCUGAGAUUUGACUUUGUGUUUGAGUAUGUCAGACCAGUGAUGCCCAAUAUGGUCUUUAUUGGAGGUAUAAACUGCGCUCAGAAGAAACCACUGCCUAAGCUGGAGUCGUUAACCAGCACCACACACUUCAAACCCGCAGGGGGCCCAGGUGCCCUUCACUACUGGAUAAUGAACAACAAAUACAUGUAA
Molecule: messenger RNA, 954 nt
Organism: Pterocles gutturalis (yellow-throated sandgrouse)
Lineage: Eukaryota; Metazoa; Chordata; Aves; Pterocliformes; Pteroclidae
Product: UDP-glucuronosyltransferase 1-3-like
Exons: 3
Coding region: 1-954 (317 amino acids)
Molecular function (GO): UDP-glycosyltransferase activity
Source: RefSeq, a predicted model, not a curated record